Messenger RNA from Erpetoichthys calabaricus (reedfish), 4594 nucleotides. It is a transcript of the gene plekhh3, whose product is annotated as pleckstrin homology, MyTH4 and FERM domain containing H3. The record is from RefSeq and is a predicted model, not a curated record. The coding region runs from base 401 to 2779 and encodes 792 amino acids. The transcript is spliced from 13 exons. Gene Ontology annotation, biological process: signal transduction. Lineage: Eukaryota; Metazoa; Chordata; Cladistia; Polypteriformes; Polypteridae. Gene Ontology annotation, cellular component: cytoskeleton.
AAAGACUGGAAGGAGGGGCGGAGAGGCCGGGAGUAGAAGCGGGACGGAGGCGGAGCCUUUUUUGUUGGGAGCUGCUGGGAGGGGGUGGAGUCUUGUACGCUCCUGCGCUUCUCUUUAUGUUUGGCAGCAGGAAGUCGCUCCCAGCUGAGCUUGUCGGCACAGGCUGGUGGAGGCAGACGUCGGACGGCGUCUCCCGGAGGGCCGCAGAGAGGCAGGCCGGCGAGUUGAGCUCCGGACUUCGCGCUCCGCUUUUAAUACAAACAGACGGAAAGUUUUAGUUUGUUUUUUUUUUUUUGUCUUUUUUUUCGCGCGUGCGCUCUCUUCCCGCUAGAGACGGACGGACGAUUUUGGCGCCCAAGGAUUGGCAUCGUUGGUCCGGACGCGCGCCUACCCGGCUUGAAUGCCUUUGCAAUCUCUCAGCUGGCUCUUGUGCUGCAGGCAGGGCUUCACUUUACUGCGAAGGGACUAUGGCGAAAAGGAAGAGGAGGAAGAGUCCUUCGAGCUGCGCAGCAAAGACGAGCUGCUGUCACCCGGACGGGACACUUUGGAUGUAGCGGUUAGUCAGCCUCUCCAGGCCGCCAAUGGACCUAGCAGUGUGUCAGAAAUCCCUGAAGAAAUGAGGAGCCUGAUAAUUGACAAAAAUAAGGGAACAAUUGAAGACGACUCCAGCUUAUUGGUUAAAGGCUGGCUGUACAAAGAGGUUCAUGGGACGUGGCUCAGACAACGGAAGCACUGGUUUGUUUUAACUCAAGAUGCCCUGGAGUAUUACAGCAGUGAUGAAAAGAAUGCCAAGAGACUGGGAAUGCUGGUGUUGACAAGUCUUUGCACAGUCAUCUGGCCUGAUAAGCAGACCUACAAAGAGACUGGUUACUGGAACGUCACCGUGUACGGGCGCAAGCUCUGCUACAGACUCUCCACGAAGCAUUUCAAUGAAGCCAUUCACUGGGCCUGUGCCAUCCAGAAGGUCAUUGAAAGCAAAGCGCCAGUAGAAACGCCAACGCAGCUCCUUAUCAGGGACAUCGAGGAGAACAAAUUCAACCCGGAAGCAGUGGAGAGCAUCUACAAGCACAACUCCAUCCUGAAGUACACCCAGAGCCCGCUCUAUGCGCCGCUACUCCCUUUCCAGUAUGGCAGCGUGGAGCACAAGAUUUACAGCAACAGCAGCAGCAAAGGCUACUCCACUCUGCGGGACGAGGCCGUCAAGAUCUUCAACUCGAUCCAGCAGCUGGAGACGGCCCGCGACGCGGUGCCUCUCAUCCAGGGGGUCCUGCAGACCUGCCAGGACUUGCAGCCGCUCAGGGAUGAAGUCUACUGUCAGCUGAUCAAGCAGACGAGUGGUGUGUCGUCGCCCGAGACAGAGGCCCACCUACGCUACUGGCAGCUGCUGACCUGCAUGAGCUGCACCUUCCUGCCGGGCCUCCCUGUACUCAAGUAUCUGCGUUUCCACCUCAAACGGAUUCAGAGCAAGCACCCCGACACAGAGGCAGAUAACUACGCAGCAUUUAUAGCCGAAGCCCUGGAGAAGACGAGAGGCCGCGAGUUGGUCCCGUCCUGGGAGGAGAUCCACAUUCUGAUGAACCGGCAGGAGAUGGUGUGUACGGUGCAUUGCCCGGGCCAGGAGGUCUCUCAGGUUCCCAUCAGCUCACACACAACAGCAGAAGAGGUGGUGAAGAAAAUGGUGCAGCAUCUGGGCCUCCAACACAGCCCUAACACCUUCGCCCUGUACGAGCAGAACUGCCACCGGGAGUGGCUGGUGGCCAGCAGCAGCAUUGUGGCCGACGUCCUGACCAAGUUUGAAAACCUGACCUCCAAGGACCCCGACAGCCAAUGGAGACUCUGCUUUAAGGUCUACUGUUUCCUGGAUACGGAGAACAUUCCCAUCGACAGCGUGGAGUUUCUGCUGCUUUUUGAACAGGCUCAUGAGAUGGUAGUCCGUGGGCACCUGCCUACUUCAGAAGAAGACCUCCAAUAUCUGUCAGCCCUGCGGCUCCAAUCCUUGAACGGAGAUUUCAACCUGCAUGCCCCCGUGCCCCCACUCGAGGAGCUCUUCCCAGGACACUUAAUUGAAGUGCGUGCCUUGGCGUCUGCCAGGAUGUUGCUAACCAAACCAUCCAACUGCUCCUCGCGUUUCCACGCGGGCUUUCUGUCAGGGGCUCUCCACAAUGGGCUCUGGGGCCAGAUGGCCGCACACAAACAGAAAGCUGAGGAGGACCUGCGGCUCCGGAGUCGCAUGAAGGAAGAAGGCUUGUCUGUGAUGGCAGCCAUUGUGGAACGGUGGAAGCUGCUGCAAGGCCUGAGUCGGGAGGAUGCCAUAACUACCUACCUGUCUAACGUCAAGCAGUGGUCUGGGUUUGGCUCGACACUCUAUGACAUUGACUUCUAUGUCGUGAAUGUGCCAACUUUAUGGGAGAAGAGGAAGGGGAGCAGCGCCUGCUUAAACAAGCAUGAGAUUUCUACAGAAAACUGCCUGCACAGAGUGUGGCUGGGCAUCGCCGCGCAGGAGGUGUCGCUAUACAAGCAGGGGCACCGGGAACCUUUUGAGUGCUUCAGCUACAAUCAGAUCUCCUCCUUUGGCAUAUGUGAGGGCAAUACCUUCAAGAUUAUUAUGGCUGAGAAGGAGCUCAUCUUUGAGACCAGCAGCUUGAGAAAGCUCAGUGAAAUCGGCCAGCUUAUGAAUGCAUACAUCGCCAUUGCCCACAGGAAACACCAGAGGAGGGCAGAGGACGAGCUGUUUGGUCUCUCUUUAACCAUCCCAGAGUCGCCAUCCCACCCAGUCUAAGGGCUGCUGCACCACGUGACACUCCCUCACCGAGCAGUGGAGCUUUGGGCGUCCUGUCUGUCACCCCAUACUUGGCAUUUGGUGGAGAGAGAGAGAGACCAUCCUACAUUGUCAUACGCAAUUCCUUAAAGAGCAGCAAGUGUUUAGCUGCUGAAACACAAUGCCAGAUUGUUGGUCUGGAUGGUGACAACAGGAAGUACCCAAGACAGUGGUGUAGGACAGAUGAACUGUAUCUGCACACUUAAAUGCAGGACUGAGGCAGGCCCUCAGCCAUGCAAGUGACACAACGAAAAGCAGUGUGCCAUCUUGGAUCUUGAUGGGGUUUGAACUCACACACAGGCUCAAUCGACAGUUUGCUACAGCCGCCACCUGAAUGUGCCCUGUGAACCUGCUGGGGACCUCGGGUUUGGCUCUACACACAUUGGAGCAACUCCCUCUGCUCAAUUCACCCCUUACAGCAAGCCUUCCAUGUAUCCAAAGGUGUCAUCCACAAGCAUUCAUGGCCUGUGCCUCCUGGAGAGACAUUGGAGGUGAGGGAAAUAGGCCUUUCCCUUCAAGUGCCAUUCAAUUUGCAGGGGGCUUAAAGAAGGGCACACUCUGCACUGCAUGACGGCAGCAUGCCAGGAGUUAAGCAGCAAUCGUCCAGCAUGGCACCCAUCGACAGAGAAGGGGGGCGGUGUAAACAAAAGGAUGACGACUUUGGACUGGAUCUGGAAAAGUCGGUGUAUGUAAAAGGAAGAGGACAGAAUAUUUUGUGCAAAACAAAAGAUAUAUAUUUUUUAAAUUUUCUAUUUAAUUUAAAUUUUUGUUUUAUGUUGGAGCUGCACCGACAUUCCUGUUCUUAUCUGUGCCAUCAUUUUAGGCCGGUUGCAGCCACUUUUGGUCUUGCAGGAUAGCAAGUGAAUAGAAAUGACAUUAAGAUGCAUCAUCUGAAAAGAACUCCUUGCUUAAGUGCACUCAGCGUUUACUACAAUUGUGUUCUCUCUUUGUAUUUAAAAUUGGUCCCUUCAGUUUGUGUCAUCCUGGAUUGGCUCAAUCAGGAGUACAAUUAGAGAGACCAAGAGGUUAAUUCACAGCCUCAAAAAUCAGAUAACACCGAAAAACAAAAUGGCCAUCCUAUCGGACCAAAAGUGCCCACCUGUCCUAAGCAGAACCCUCCUCGUGAUAAGAGAUGUGCUUGACGUUAAUAGUGUGAGCUGGAUGGAGUCCAUGCAAUUCUGAAUUUUGCUGAAAACAAGCCACUGUAAUUUGACAUCCAUGUGCCUUUAACUUGUGGCAUGGUUUCAAAACCAAAUGACAGUUGUGUCUGGCUGGGUGGUUUUAAAGCCACAAAUACACUUGGUUUCAUUUUUUCCAAAUAUGACCAAAUGCUGGUGACUAUUUAUAGCGGACAUCUGCGAGUGAGCACAUCUCCACACGUCGUCAGUCAGGACCCUCGACCAGAAGAGUGAUGCUAACCUGUUGUUAGACAGCGUUGUUGCUGUAUUACCUGUGGGUUUCUGUUAAAGCUGCAGGCAGCUUUUGCGUCUGUCGUUUAAAUAUAUUAUAAAAGGCAGGGGGCAGUUUGAAGUGGGUGGGUAGGAGGGCUGGGCUUUUUAUUUAAUUUGUAAGCUGUGCGGUACAUCAUUCUAUUUGUAUAGGCAGCUGCAUAAAAUUUGUAAAGACCAUUUGGAUGUGCAAUUUAAUGGCAUAAUAAUUAAAGCACCCUGGAAAAAAUGAGCGUGUAGCGCUUUUGUUUUCGAGUGCUGUAAUGCUUGUUUUCUGUUUUUAUGAAGCAAUGUCAAAAAUGAGACUGCUGCCAUUUUCUUUAUUUUU